Messenger RNA from Saprolegnia parasitica CBS 223.65, 1407 nucleotides. RefSeq lists its product as hypothetical. The transcript is spliced from 4 exons. NCBI's taxonomy places the organism in Eukaryota, Oomycota, Saprolegniomycetes, Saprolegniales, Saprolegniaceae. Gene Ontology annotation, biological process: cell wall (1->3)-beta-D-glucan biosynthetic process. Gene Ontology annotation, molecular function: 1,3-beta-glucanosyltransferase activity. Gene Ontology annotation, cellular component: cell wall. The coding region runs from base 1 to 1407 and encodes 468 amino acids. The record is from RefSeq and is a predicted model, not a curated record.
AUGAUCGGGAUCGUUGGACUAACGUUACUGCUUGUACUGGCGACGGCGGCGACGGCGCUCGAGCCCAUUGUGAUCAAGGGCCAGCGUCUCUUCGGCGCCGUCUCGGGCGCGCCGUUUAUUGUGGAAGGUGUCAACUACUACCCGCGGCCCAACGCUGGCGUCAACGACAAGAACAGCGUCGACUUCUUCACCGACGAUCAGAGUGCGAUUUGGCUGCCGCACGUGGCCGCGUUCAAGGCCCUUGGCGUCAACGUCGUGCGCAUCUACUCGGUGGAUCCGACACAGCCCCACGACAAGUUCAUGUGCGCGCUCGCCUCGGCCGGGAUCUACGUGAUGAUUGAGCUCGCGUCGAGCUGUCGAGGCUGCGAGAUCACGUCCGAGGCCUACCCUGCGUGCUACCCACCGUCGCUCAAAGCGCGCGGGCAAGAAAUCAUCGCCGCGUUCUCCAAGUACAACAACGUCCUCGGGUUUAGCGCUGGCAACGAAAUCAACCACCGCGUCAAAGACAUCAAGUCGAACGCGCCGUGCCAAAAAAUGCCCAUUGGCAUUGCCGUCGCCGACGCCGACCGGUCGGCCAACGCACUCUACUACAGCUGCCGCACUGACCCGACCGACAUCCUCGAAGAUGUCGAAUGGUAUGGCCUCAACGUCUACUUGCAGUGCGACCCCAAAGCCACGACAGCCGUUGAAGGGCCCGGGUACACGGAGCUUAAGACCCAGCUCGCCUCGUACAAGAUGGUGGCGCCCGUCAUUUUGACCGAGUUUGGCUGCUUGAACAAAGGGUUCCCGACCAUCGACGGGUACGCGGCCCAGCGCACGUGGGUUCAAGUCCCGUGGAUUCGCAAGGACCCGGAUGCGCUGGCCGGCGGCGUCGCGUUUGAGUUUUCGACCGAGAACGCCAACUCGAUGGCCGACGCGCCGUACCCUUUCACGUCACACGGCGCACAAAACUACGGGCUCGGGUACUUCUCGCCGGCCACGUGCAACCACGGCAGCGUGCCCUGCGUCUACAACGACAUGCCCAACUUUAAGAGUCUCGCGCAGCAGUACGCAUCCCGCACAACCAACGCACUCGCGUCCAAGGACCAGUACACGGCGCUUCGGACGCAGCCGCCUUCGUGUCCCACAGGUUUCGCCGCCCUCAAGUCGAUCACGUGGGCUCCGGAUGCCGCCCCGAACCUGCAGUGUCCCAACUACACGCAGGUGGCGGUGUGCCCCGGCGAGAGCCCCGGCGCCGGACAUCUCGAUGGUACCAACAGCACGAUCACACCAAUGCCGUUGAUUCUUCUGACGACGGCCCCAGCUUCUAUGGCACCCGCACGUACGACCCCAGUUGCAAGCGCUGCCACAAGUGGCGUGGUCGCACUCUCGCUCGUGCUUCUUGGCGCCAUGGCGCUCGAUUUUUAA